AUGAGUUAUGGAAGACCUCCUUCCCCUAAGAGAUUUAAUAGAAAUAAACUCACCAAAUAUAACAAAAAAGAAAAAAAUAUAAAUUUAAAAAUGCUAUCUCAAAAUAUUAAUACCUAAAAUGAUAAAAAACUUUCUAAUUAUUAAUCUAAAAAAUUUGUAAAUAUUAAUACUUUGUUUUCUUUUAUUAGCGAACAUAAUAUAUCUCUUGAAAAUUUAAGCAAUUAAACAUUAAAUAAUGUUGAUUAAUCUAAUAUAUAAUAAUAUGAAAAUUUUUAAGUAAACCAAAGCUUAGUCAAUAUACCUUAAAAACAGCCUAUUAACAAUAUGAUAUUUGAAGAAGAAAGCUACGAAUUAGAGCCUAAGAGCAAUUAUCUACAAACAAAUAAUAAUCUAGAGCUAUUAUAAGAAGAAUAGAUAAAAAUCUAAAAUUGA
Tetrahymena thermophila SB210 is the source of this 432-nucleotide messenger RNA. RefSeq lists its product as hypothetical. The transcript has a single exon. The record is from RefSeq and is a predicted model, not a curated record. Lineage: Eukaryota; Ciliophora; Oligohymenophorea; Hymenostomatida; Tetrahymenidae.